GAUUACGCAUGCAGCGCUCGUAUCCAUGAAUGGCCAGCCGGGCUUCACAGUGGAGCUUCUCAAAGCUCUUGAGCGAGGAGACCUGAGCUUGGUGCAGACCGAGCUCGCGAAGGGUGCAGAUGUGCCUGGAGGAAACCAGGAUGGCUGCUCCCCGCUCAUGAGGGCUGCGCGGCAUGGGCAUUUGCCCAUUGUGGAGGCGUUGGUGUCCGCCUCUGCUGAUAUACAUGCAGAGGAUGUGGAUGGCGAAACAGCCCUUACCUGGGCUGCUUGGGGUUGUCAUUUGGACGUGGUGCGCUUCUUCGAGGAGCAUGGCGCAGACAUGGACCACGCGCGCAGAAGCGGCUGCACGGCUUUGAUGCACGUGGCUCACUGUGGCGACCUGCGCUUGGCCAAGCUGCUGCUGCCAAAGGCCCGUGUGAAUCGGCAAAACAAGCUGGGGCUUACUCCACUGAUGUGGGCAUCCCGCGGGGGCCAUUUGCCCAUGGUGGAGCUGUUGCAUUCUGCUCGAGCAGAUUUGGAUGCUGCGGAUGGAGAGAGUCGCACUGCUUUGGCUUGGGCAGCAAUGCGAGGGCAUGGCCAAGUUGUGAGCUUUUUGACAGAUCAGCAAGCCCUGCUGAAUCAUCAGGACCAGAAAGGUGAAACUGCGCUUGUGAAAGCUGCCAAACACCACCAAAGCUCUGUAGUGAGAUUGCUGCUGGACAAGCGUGCUGACCCGAGCAUCCAGCGAUCAGAUGGAAAAACGGCGUCCAGCGUGGCGCGCCUCCCGGAUGUGAAGCAACAGCUGCAGGCAGCAGAACGGAGGCUGGCACAGGUGGCACCUGUGGCAGUGCCUCAAGGUCUUCGCAAGGUACCUUCCAGUGUUCUCUGGAGUCGGGGGAAGAUGGAGAUAGAGAUCCUGGAAACGCUUCGCAAGGAAGAACCGCCAGAUGUCUUGCUCCCAGAGAAGUUCCGAGGCGAAGAAGAAUAUCUCUUGGUGGCAUCGUAGACAUUGCCCGCGCAA
Messenger RNA from Effrenium voratum, 1000 nucleotides. NCBI's taxonomy places the organism in Eukaryota, Dinophyceae, Suessiales, Symbiodiniaceae. The record is from the annotation of a GenBank genome assembly.